GGGGUCCCGCCGCCGCCCGGACGGUGUGACCGUGUCCUCCGGGGUCCCGCCGCCGCCCUGGCGCUGCCCGCCCGCCCCGCCCCGGCCGCCUGCGCCCUGUGCCAGCGAGAGCCUCGUGCGCCCGUGCGCGCCGACUGCGGCCACCGCUCCUGCCGGGCGUGCGCGCUGCGCGGGUCGCGGGACGACGGACCCUUCCCGUGCCCCGCGUGCGCCGGCCGCGGCUGGCAGCGCGCCGUGGGGCCCGGCCGGCCGCCGCUCAGCCGCCGCCUGCUGGCGCUCGAGGGGGCGGCCGCGGCGCCCACGCGCGACGACGCGGCCUGCGAGGCGGGUGCGGGCCCUCUGACCGGCCCCUCUCAGGACCACAGGGGCUCGGUGGAGGUCGUGCGCGAGGACCCGAAGGACGCGCGGGACAUGCACGGCCAGGCCGAGUCCGCCGCCGCCGUGUGGAAGGGCCACGUGAUGGAGCGGAGGAAGAAGGCGCUGGCCGGCUACCGGAGGCUGCGGGCGCCCUUCGCCGAGGCGGAACAGCGUUUCCUGCGGGAGGCGGCCCACGACGACGGGGUCCGGGGCCCACCACCCCGGCGGCGCUUCCGCUCCCUGCUGCAGGCCGCGUCCGAGCUGGAGAGGCGCCACCGCAGCCUGGGCCUGGGCAUGCUGCUGCAGGUGGGCCGCGCCCCCGCUCUGCCGCAGGCCGACGGGAGGGCGAGGGCGGGAGGAGGCGGCUGAAGACCCUGCUCCCAGCCUUUCCAAACCCUGGCAGACCUCGCUGCCCGCCCCCCCCCCCAUACCAGCAGGGCUGGCUCUUCGCUCUGGAUGGGUGGAGGGUGCAGCUCGCCCCCACCUCACCCCUGCUCUCUCUGCAAUGAGGCCCCACCCCCGGCCGGCCACAGGUAACUCCUGCAGCAUGCGCGACUCCACCCUCCGGGCCAGGCUUCCGCCCCAUCCACUGUCCCAACCCCUCUAAAUCCAGAGGAAUGGAGACCCCACCCCAAAUCACGUGUGCGUCACCUCAUAAAGCUCUUGUGGCUGCAGGUUCCUGGGGUCUGUCUAGACUUUCGCCCAACAACCCCACCCGCACGUGCUGGUCAUUAGGGGAGGGGAGUCGGAUGAUGGGCCGUGUAUGGCCGCAGAGGGGCCUCUCCCACCCGCAGCCUAAGGCCUGAAGCUGUGAGGGGCAGCCCCCUCCCCAGGCAGGGCUCUGCAG
Molecule: messenger RNA, 1204 nt
Organism: Sorex araneus (European shrew)
Lineage: Eukaryota; Metazoa; Chordata; Mammalia; Eulipotyphla; Soricidae
Gene: RNF187
Product: ring finger protein 187
Molecular function (GO): metal ion binding
Source: RefSeq, a predicted model, not a curated record